This is a messenger RNA of Thunnus maccoyii (southern bluefin tuna), 4124 nucleotides long. RefSeq names its product cysteine-rich secretory protein LCCL domain-containing 1-like. The record is from RefSeq and is a predicted model, not a curated record. Lineage: Eukaryota; Metazoa; Chordata; Actinopteri; Scombriformes; Scombridae. Gene Ontology annotation, cellular component: extracellular region. The coding region runs from base 301 to 1836 and encodes 511 amino acids. The transcript is spliced from 15 exons.
UUUGGCAUAUAAACGCAAAAUGAGCAGCGGUCCCAUGCAGCCAGCAGAGCAUUGUGCGACCCUGAGGAAUUCAGCAGGUACCUAUAGACAUUUCUGAGCUCUCUGUCUUUCAGCGUGGAUGUACAGCCUGAAAGAGACCUGUCUUCCCUGCACUCAUUUUGUGUGAUGGAUGGUAUUGAAAUCUCCUUGGAUUGGAAAAUUGUCAUCCCGCAGUAAUCUCGCGUUUUGGCAUCUGGAAUAUUGCACCUGGAGGAUAUUUCUGAUCAGUAAAGGCAACAAAGCAGCAGUAUUUCCCCCAACAUGAAGCAGCCUCUUCAGUUUCUGGGCUGGUUUAGAGCAGUGAGCUUGUUCCUGUGUUUGACCCAGACCGUUGUCUCCAUGGUCCUCACCAACUCCACACGACUCGAGUCCAUCCUGGACAAGUACAGGGACCGGGAUGAGGAGUGGUGGAAGACUAGGGCGAGAGGGAAGAGGGCCAUCAGUGAGGGAGACAUGCACCUCAUCCUGGACCUGCACAACAAGCUGCGCGGUCAGGUUCACCCUCCAGCCUCCAACAUGGAGUACAUGGUAUGGGAUUACGAGUUAGAGAGGAGCGCAGAGCACUGGGCACAUACCUGUCGAUGGGAACAUGGACCGAGCCACAUGUUGACACAAAUAGGCCAAAACCUUGGGGCGCACUGGGGCAGGGACCGCCCGCCCACCUACCAUGUCCAGGCCUGGUAUGAUGAGGUGAGGUACUACAGCUAUCCCUACUCUCAGGAGUGCAACCCACACUGCCCAUUCAGAUGUUCAGGACCUGUUUGCACUCACUACACUCAGUUGGUGUGGGCCACAAGCAAUCGUAUUGGCUGUGCCAUCAAUGUGUGUUACAACAUGAACGUGUGGGGAAUGAUCUGGGCUAAAGCUGUUUAUCUGGUCUGCAACUACUCUCCACCGGGCAACUGGUGGGGUCAUGCUCCAUACAAAUAUGGAGCGCCAUGCUCUGCAUGUCCAGCCAGCUAUGCUGGAGGCUGCAGGGACAAUCUCUGCUACAAAGAAGGGGGUGUUGAGAGGCGUCCAGCUCCUGAGAUCGAGGAGACCAACUACAUUGAACCUGAGCCGGAUCCAGUGAGAGACAGGGAGCCCCAACCCAGGGCCCAGACACCAAACCCCUCACCUAAUGACAACCUAGAGAAAAACCAGGUUGUCAACACAGAGCAGAUGUCUCAACAGGUCGACUGUCAGACUAAGCUGAGAGAUCAGUGCAAGGGAACAACUUGUAACAGAUAUGAGUGUCCACCUGGCUGCCUUGACAAGGCUGGAAAAGUAGUGGGGACUGGAUAUUAUGACAUGCAAUCCAGUGUGUGUGGAGCUGCGUUACACUCUGGUGUUAUAGACAAUGACGGAGGAUGGCUGGAUGUGACCAGACUGGGCAGAAAACAGCAAUUCACCAAAUCAUACAAGAAUGGUAUUCAAUCAGUUGGGAAAAACAGAAGUGCAAAUUCCUUCAAAGUAGAGUCGGUGCCUGUGAAAGCAGUAACAUGUGACACCACUGUGGCACUUUUCUGCCCUUUCAAGAAACCAGUACGACACUGUCCCAGGUUGUAUUGUCCCAGGAACUGUAUGCGUGACAGUCGAGCCAAAGUCAUUGGGACAAAAUACUACUCAGAUAAAUCCAGCAUCUGCAGAGCAGCCAUUCAUGCUGGAGUAAUCCAGAAUGAGUCUGGAGGUUACCUUGAUGUGAUGCCUGUGGACAAAAGGAGGCAGUACAGUGGCAGUUACCAGAAUGGCAUCACCUCAGAGAGCUUACUGAACCCGACGGGAGGGAAAGCCUUCAGAGUGUUUGCAGUCAUCUGAAAAACCACUCUCAAAGGACAGAGUACCGUCAAACAUGGCCACUUCACAUCCAGCAAACCCACUCAUUAUCAUCUCACAACCUGUAAUUACAGUCAUUCUUACAGUAAAUAAUUUAGCUUUUCAGCCUCUGACCCUAAAAGUGUAACCCAACUUUACUCAAGGCUUCCCUUUUAGGUUUGAAUCAGAGUGAAUGAGUUUCCAAUAAUAGCUUAGCAAAAGAUGUUUGGCGAAUGAUGAUCUUGGAUGUUUUCUGCCUUACAUCUUUUUUAAAUUUCUAGAGCUAACCGUAAUAAUCACAUUGGGCUGCCAUGCAUCUUUUGCUGCCAUGAUAUCAUGACAUCAUGUUUUUGAACACUUAUACACAACCAGAUUUAGCACCACUCCAACUGCUUCCCAUUAUUUAAGAAUGUGAAGGUAAAAAUAUAAUGUCACAGGUUUUUUUUAUCUGCUAAACGUAGAGAUAUACGAGGUAAAUUACAGGGCAACGUAGAUGGGUGCAGAUCCCAGCAACUGGCACCAAAUUGAGACACGCGUCAUACCCAUGCCCAUCACACUUGCCCAAAAUACUGUAGUAUAUUUCUAUGGAGGACCACACCAGACAUAUAGGGAAAAUAUAAGAAUGAAUGACUGGAUAAAAUUAAUAAGUAAAUUACAUAUAAAUUAAUAAAAUAAGAUGAACAAUUGAAUCUAUAAAAAUGAAAAAAAUUAAUCCCAUCAAUGUAUGUUGACUUUCACCUCAGUAUUUAUCAGCAGGGUCUUUUUUUGUGCAGGAAGGAUUGUUUUUCUGUCAGCAGAAUCUAUUUUAAUUUAUGGCACUCCCAUGACACUUGAUUUAUUUUACCUUCAAUAUGCACAUGAAAGUAUGGCCUAAUUUAUUUCCCUUUAAAGUACAAUCUAAGGAAGUUUCAAGCCAUCCAAUAUUACUGAUUGGUGAUAUAUGUCAUUUUAUUGUAUUCUAUUUAUUGUACUAAUCACACCAUAGAAAUGCUAGAUUGGGCAGUUUUCCACUUACUGGGCUGCUCUUGAUUGUGGAAAAACAUGUUUUAUUAUUGUGUCGUUAUUGUUGCUGAAUCAUUAAUUUAAUUAAAAUACAGCAUAACAACAAUAAUACAAGUGCAAUAACAAGAAAGCACCACUGCGAUUAAUAUUUGUUGGCAUAAGUUGUAUUCUACCAUAGUGUAGAAAAGAUGUAUGCCCAACCCUGUUGCCAGACAGAAUAUUGCUUCUGGAUUAUUCUCCAAAAGCCUUGAUUAUGUUCCCUGACAACAUGGAACAUGAGUUCAAUGCCAAUGCAACUAAGAGAUUUGGUUAAGUUCAGGGAAAGAUGAAGCUAAGUUAACUAAUUAAGCUAGCUUUAACUCCAUAAAUUGGUUGAAGAUUCUGUAUUCGCCUGACUUUUUAAUAUUUCCAGCUGACUCAUUUUAAAUGCUCUUUUAAUAUACACUUGCGACGUUCAUAUGUGCUACAUACAGCACAUAAUGUUGUGCUUUAAGACUGAGGUUAGCUGCAUGUGCCAGGUAAGACAUCAACAUUCUCACCAGUUGAUGAUCCAUGAGAAAAGAAACAAAGAAACACCUUUGUUUUUGUACUGCAGUGUAGAGCUACGUAGUCCUAAUAUUACAAGUAUGAUAAGGACAAAUGUAAGAUCUGUUUGGUUGCUUAGCUUACAUAAUGAAGACACACCUGAGCUGUCUGGCAGGAGUAGUAAUGUGUCUGGAGUAACCCACAUGGGCUUGCUUUACUUCCGCAAUUUGAAGAUAAAACUGACUACAUCAUGGUUUUGUUUAAGUGCUAAAUAUAAAACAGAUAAGGUCAUGCUUAUGAGAAGGACAUUUAAUUUCCUAAUAUGUCUGGUUAGGGCCUCCAUAUAUUGUACGUCUGGUCAGAGUGGUAAUAUACUGUACAAUAUAGCUACAAUCCAGGCAGUGAAAAUAUAGAUUGUAUAUUUUUGUACAUAUUACAUAAUAAUGUUGUAAAUAAUACUGAACACUCUAUGCUAUCAAAUGCUGAAUUGCUAUUGCUGCAAUUUUCAUUUUCAUUUCUAACACAUUGCCAGCCGACAAGCAAUAAAUAGUAGAUGGAUAAAACAGGCUCUGCAUGCAAGGUAUAUACUGUACUGUAUUUGUCACCCAAGCUGUUAUUUUUAUAAAGGACUAAUUCUACCAUAAUUUCAAUAUAUUCAUAUGUUUGUAAAUAUUGUUCAUGUAACAUAUUGUUGUAUUUUAUGCUGCAUUUCCCAACUUUUGUUUUAUAGAUUUAUAUAAAUGAACCCUGGCUGGCCAGGUAUA